AUGCCUCGCGCUUCAGCAUCGGCAAAGCGACAGCACGGUGCUUCGAUCCAUCGCGAUACUAGACAGCACGAGAAUGGACUGGUAGGCCCGGGGAAGCGCGUUUCCAAGCAAAAGAGCCUGGGUCAUUUGGAUGGGAUCGCGAAGCAGCCUGACGACGAUGCGGCUAUACCCCCUGUUCCGCCAACACCACCCCCCUGUGCGAACGGCUACUCCAAGCAACCACUCGAAAUGCCCGUAGAAAAUAGGGCUGCCGAGUCUCUUAGAAGGGGCUCGCUCGGCGGCUAUUCCGAGUCCUCGUCUUCUGAGUCGUAUAAUUCUCAUGUUGGAAAUACCCAUAUCGAGGAGAACCAUCGCCGAAUCGAUGUUAACGCCACUAAGAAUUCGAACGUUCACCGUGAUCCCGGUCCAUUUGGUGUCGACUUUGCUUUAACCGUUCUUCGAUCAUGUCCCUUACAAGACACUAUCGCUAUUCUCAUCAUCUUGAUGCAGAUUCCUCCACUGGCUUUAUCUUGCAUUUACGUGCUUUUCACCUUGCUUACUUUCGUCACGAGUAACGGCCUGACAUUUAGCGAUGUGUUCGAAUGGAACUUGGGCGCUCCUUCCCUGGCAACUGUUAUAUGCGUUGACGGCAUUGUGCUCUUGAUUUGGCUAUUUCUAUGGGGUCCGAUUCAGCACGUCAUCCUCGACUUGGCGCAGAUGGUUAUUGCUCUAGGGUUAGGCGGCGGUUCCAGUUCAAGAGACGGCGGCUCAAUGAAGAAUACUCUCAUCUGCCUAAGUAUGAUACUGCUGUCUCACGUGCUACGCCAUACCAAGAUGAAAUACUCUCCUGUGGGGUAUCUCUUGGGUUCGAGCCGAUUCAUGACACCUGAUCUAGAUGAUCCGCUCGAAUCUCUAGAUUCUAUACGCGGUUAUGAUAAGGUCCAGACAGGAUGGUUCGGUUGGGUUAAGAGCAUAUUGGCAAUUCAUAUUUUGACGCAGGGCUUAGUUAAGUACAUACGCGAUUGGUAUUUGAGGCGAGAGAGGCGCGAUAUCCUGGCUCAGAAUGCCGCCGAUCCCGAGGCUGGGAAAUCCUACACCGCGGAAAACGACGGCGGAUUUUCAACCCCGGAUAGCGAUACGGCUUCCCUACAAAAUGCAACAGCGUUAACUACAAAAAAGAAAAGAAAACAAAGUGCUCAGAUCCGGAAUCGACAACCGCUCUGGGCAGCUCUAGCGAGCACUAAGAUAGUCGUUGUGAAAGAAUACGAACUUACUCAUGCUGCAGCAGAGUCCGCAGGUUCUAAUGCCACCGACAUCCAUAACUUGGGGAACGCCCCGUUCAACACAGAGCCUGAGCAGAUCUGGAUUACAUAUGUUGGUUGCGAUGAAGUGUGUUUUAGCACCAGUCACUUUUUCAGCGCACCCGUGCCUGAGGUUACGCAAGAUGGGGCAAGGAUGGAUAUAUCUAAGCCUUUCUAUGUGAGAGUUAAUAAUGCUGUUUGGCAGCCCACCCGGAUGGUACCAGUGCACGAUUCUGAGGCGGAUGCUAGCCAGGGAACUCAUUGGAGCGGGGAUAUCUACGGGCUCACUCCUAUGUCGAAUUAUGAAUGCGAAUUCGUCAGUACAACGACGCACGAGAUUUUAUUCUCGACGAGUGUUAGAACUACUCAAGCUCAAUCGGCGGACGUGGACUCUAGCGCUUCGAAGCCUGCCGGCCAGCGGUCUCUUCGGCCCGACUCACCCAUUACAACCCUCAAGACCUCAAUCGCUGCAGCUGAAAGCAAGCUAGCGGAGGAAAAGGCCCGACAAAAGGCUCUGCGAAAGGAGUUCCACCGGAAAGCGAAUGGUAUGAAGAAAGAUAAUGAAAAACUCUCUGCAGCAGUCCAGUCAGCCGGCACGGGUGACGACAAGCUGCGCCAAAAGAUCCAGCAGAAUACUACCCAGCACAAGCAGGCCGAACAGGCAGUCAUUAGCCUCGAGGCGGAGUUAAAAGAGCUUGCGUCCAUUCCCGAAUCUUUGAAAUCAGCUUGGAAGGCCAAGCAGUCCGCGUGGACUAAUGAGAAGGCCAAAUACGAUGGCGCGGUAGCAAAAUUUAAGGGUUUCAAAGCGUCCGUCGACCGUGGGAUUAAGGCCCUUCAAGAGGAGAAGACGGGUCUACAAGCCAAGCGCAACAAGAUUAGCAACCGCAUUGCCAAGGUUGAUGGCGAGCAUGCACGUAUCACCGAUGCUAAUGCUCGUGGCCUUGAUGAAGCAGAGCGGCGGCGGCAGGCUCGGGAAACGUACGAAAACGACAUCGCUAAAGUAGAACAGGAUCUCAAUGCUAAGAUUAACGAAAUUGAAGCUGCUAUCUAUAAUAAGGAACGAGACAACGAGGCGCUGAAAACGCAGUUGGAUUCGUUUCAUACGCAGCAGGCAGCUUAUGCUUAUGCGAACGCCUAUGAUUUCCCCGAUACUUCUGCCCCGUUUUCGUCUCCGGGUUCAGCAUCUCAAGUCCAAGGAAAUGUGACCAGCACGGCUCCGUACGAUGCUACAGCUGCCUGGAACAACAGCCUGUAUAAUUCAUCCCUUUGGGGUCCAUCGCCCCUUGCGUCGGGCUUCAUGCCGCAGGGAACUGCUGCGCUGAAUCUCCAACUGCCCACGGCCAAGGCGCGAGGUCGUUCCUCGUCAAUGCUCAGCGAUGUAUCUGGUUUCACACAAAGCAGUACAGCCGAGAACGAAGGACAAAGCACAGUACGAGGAAGUAUCGGAAAUCCUGGUGCGUCUCCGGGCCUUGAAUACCCUACGCCCACUGGACCUCGAAGCAAUGUUAAUGGCGAAGCAAUGAGCGAUGGUACGGAUAGCCCCAGCAGCGGUAGUAUCGGAACUGGUAGUGUCGGGGAUCCGAUGAGCCCUGGGCCUUGA
This is a messenger RNA of Daldinia childiae, 2880 nucleotides long. RefSeq names its product putative ubiquitination network signaling protein acrB. Bases 1 to 2880 code for a protein of 959 amino acids. The transcript has a single exon. NCBI's taxonomy places the organism in Eukaryota, Fungi, Ascomycota, Sordariomycetes, Xylariales, Hypoxylaceae. The record is from RefSeq and is a predicted model, not a curated record.